Molecule: messenger RNA, 690 nt
Organism: Malaya genurostris
Lineage: Eukaryota; Metazoa; Arthropoda; Insecta; Diptera; Culicidae
Exons: 3
Coding region: 142-489 (115 amino acids)
Source: RefSeq, a predicted model, not a curated record
UUGCUAUCGAUGCCUAGUUUUUGCUAAAAUAGAGCACAUACGAUAUAUAAGAACGCGACUUCGUUUUGUCUGCUAGUAGUUGACUGUUCAGUUCUGAUCCGUUAGCAAAAAGGACUAUUCGGAGAACCGUAAGAUAUCAAAAUGAACGCACUCAUCUUGACUUUCGCCAUCCUCUGCGCCGUCUACGGUGCUUCCGCCCAGAUCUAUCUGAAUCAGCCGAUUGCCCUGGCGCUUCAACAUCAACCAGUUCAACACGAGGCAGUCUCCUUGGCACAUCCGGCUGUAGUGGAAAAUGCUAUGCACGAGGCUCAGUAUCCGGCGGAACUGCGUAAUAAUUUUUACAAAAACCCCCACAUCGCCGAAGCACUUGCCAAGGAAUCGUGGUUCGGUGACAAGGAGAUGCCCGUUUUCGAGCGGGCCGCUGAUCAAAUUCCCCGGGAUCGCAUUGCCAAAAUCAUCAAGAAUGCCGGAUUUAUCCGUCGGCGUUGAGCCUCGACAAACUUGAGCUCAGUGGUGAUAAGAAACGGAGCAUGAUUUUCUCAGGACUGUGAUGUUGGACAUGGAUUGGAUCCGUAGUUGGGUAAUUGUAAAUAUAGAUUAGAAAUCGUUCCUGAAUCGUGGGUGUGCUAAAGAAUGUUGUGCUUGUGUGUAUUGAUAGUAUUUAUUUUGUAAAUAAAUAUUUUUAAUUUA